This is a messenger RNA of Triticum dicoccoides, 2170 nucleotides long. RefSeq lists its product as uncharacterized. The transcript is spliced from 3 exons. Bases 570 to 1982 code for a protein of 470 amino acids. NCBI's taxonomy places the organism in Eukaryota, Viridiplantae, Streptophyta, Magnoliopsida, Poales, Poaceae. The record is from RefSeq and is a predicted model, not a curated record.
AGGGCGGCGACGACCUGAUCCAGGACCAGCGCCGGAUCGUCGAGGUAUUCAGCGCGACGGCGAAGUGAUGGAGGGCCGCGGCGACCUUGUCCAGGAUCGACGCGGAUGGAGGACGGCGAGUGAAGUGGGGGCGGCGACCUCGACCACGAUGGAGGGCGGCGACGAUGGAGGGCAGCGACUGAAGCGCGGCGGCGCAGGGAUGUAGGGCGGCCACGAAGGGAGACCUCGCUCGAUAACAGGACUCGUCGCUCCUACGUGCGUCCGCACGGUUUUUCUGUCGCUGGUUAACCGUCGUAGGUUUUUUUGUCGCAGGUUAACUUUCGUACGGCUAUUGAGGGUCACAUGUGGAUAGGUGCGGGUUCGGGCCUCAGGAGGAGGUUUUUUUGGUUUGUGGUGGCUUAGUCAGAGGUGGGAGGAGGUACCAAAAUAAACCAUGGGAGGUGGGACUAAAAAAAUCUGGAAGCGAGACUGCCAACUGCUCGAGUAGAGACUACUCCGCAAAUCCCCUUUCCCCGCAGUCACAUCCACCACUCAAACCCUAGGAGAAUCCGUCCCGCCGAUCCACUCCCAUGGCCGCCGCCGACCCGAACUGGAUGAUGCUCGAUCGUUUCGUCUUCCGCAGGGAUGACGCCGAGUCCUUCCUGGACGAGGACGCCGCCCCCUUUACGAUUGAAGGCGACUUCUCACCGGACGACAUGUUCUCCAUCGCCUUCCGCAUCGCCAAGCCUCCGGUAACCUCCCGCAUGUACCUCAAAUGGAAGUGCGGCCCUAAGGCAGGCCCCGGGUGCAUUCCCGUGGCAGCGCACCGUGGUGUUCUUCUACUCAGGUUCACCCCUGAGCCGGGGAAGCUCGGCUUUGUGGAGCACUUCUUCAUCUGCAGAAGUCGGUAUGACCCGCUUGACAGCUCGCCCUUUGCACUAGAGCGAAUUCCUUUCUGCACCACGAUAUGGCAUGACGAGGACGGGACAGAGAUAGCUAUGCGACGACUGUUUGGGGAUGACACCGUUGGCGUAUUGUCCCGUGAUGAAGAUUUUGCCAUAGCGCAGCUCGUCGUACGCAGGCCCUUGGUGAAGGCUGAUAAGAUGGAAUCGGAUCUGUGUGUGCUCCGAUCCAAGUCAAAUACCGAUCAUACAUGGGAGAUUGAGGAGGGGCUUCCUAUCCUCUACGAAGCGGAUGAAAUCUGUGACUUGAAAGCUUGGAGUACCCAUAGAGUCAUCCCCUUCAACGAAUACUUAUGCUGGGUUAACUAUGGUAUAGGAGGUGUCUUAUUCUGCGAGGUAUUUGAAGAAAGGCCCAAGAUUUCAUACCUGAGGUUGCCCAUACAUAACCGCCGCCUAAGGCAACGCCGUGUACUUGACAGAAAGUGCAGCGUGUGCUUGACGAAAGGCUACUUUGGCGCCCAUGAGCUAGCGUUUGUUGAUGUUGAUCGCGAGGAUGGUUACCUUGUCGGCCCACUGAGCCCUAAAACUGGUUUUACUAUUGCUUACCAUGUUCUAAGGAAAACAGGCUGUAGUGGCAUGAAGUGGGAUCUGGUCUUUUUCCUCACAUCUGCUGAACUGUGGGAUCUCAACAAAUCUCUGCCACGCGAAGCUCUGACAUUUCCUCAUGUAAGUAUGGAUGAGCCUAAUGUGGUACACUUUCUGUUGUCUCAGCCAGUGUCGCAUAAGUUUGUGAAGGUUUCAGUGGUUUCCAUCGACAUGAUUAGACGCAAAGUGCUCUCAGUAGUUCCAUAUAUUGAAGAGAACGAUAUCCAUGGAAAAGACUCCCAGAUGGUCUUGGGAGCGUCCAGUUAUCUCCAGUCCUUUCUUCCCUCCGAACUUCCGAAGUUCAUUGAUCCCGCCUGCAAGCAUGUCUUGGAUUCUCCUACGGCUGCGGCUGCUUCUCGUCCUACUGCUUCAUCACAAGUGAACAUCAAAACUGAAGAAAUAACAGAUGAUUGUCCUGCAUUUAAUACUAGGAGUAGGAAAAAAAGAGUUAUCUGAUGUAAUGGUUAAUUAGUACUACUGCACUAGUAUUAUCAUGGCUUUAGUGGACAUGUCUAUGAUUGUGAUUUGCAGUGGUGUAUUUUGGUUGGUAGUAAGUGCCAAGACGUCUUGGUAUGUGGUAACUGGCAGGAUAUAUGAGAUACUAUACCUUAAGCUAUGCUAUUGAAAUGUGUGUUCAAUGAUCU